Molecule: messenger RNA, 1494 nt
Organism: Puma concolor (puma)
Lineage: Eukaryota; Metazoa; Chordata; Mammalia; Carnivora; Felidae
Gene: PPP2R5B
Product: protein phosphatase 2 regulatory subunit B'beta
Biological process (GO): protein dephosphorylation; signal transduction
Cellular component (GO): nucleus; cytosol; protein phosphatase type 2A complex
Molecular function (GO): protein phosphatase activator activity
Source: RefSeq, a predicted model, not a curated record
AUGGAGACAAAGCUGCCCCCUGCGAGCACCCCCACCAGCCCCUCUUCCCCUGGGCUGUCGCCUGUGCCCCCACCUGACAAGGUGGACGGCUUCUCCCGCCGUUCCCUCCGCAGGGCCCGGCCCCGGCGCUCCCACAGCUCCUCUCAGUUCCGCUAUCAGAGCAACCAGCAAGAGCUCACUCCACUGCCCCUGCUCAAAGAUGUGCCAGCCUCUGAGCUGCACGAGCUGUUGAGCCGGAAGCUGGCCCAAUGUGGGGUGAUGUUUGACUUCUUGGACUGUGUGGCUGACCUGAAGGGGAAGGAGGUGAAGCGGGCAGCGCUCAAUGAGCUGGUGGAGUGUGUGGGGAGCACCCGGGGGGUCCUCAUUGAGCCUGUCUACCCUGACAUCAUCCGCAUGAUCUCAGUGAAUAUCUUCCGGACCCUGCCACCCAGUGAGAACCCUGAAUUUGAUCCUGAAGAGGAUGAGCCCAACCUUGAGCCUUCCUGGCCACAUCUGCAGCUGGUAUAUGAGUUUUUCCUGCGUUUCUUGGAGAGCCCAGACUUCCAGCCCUCUGUGGCCAAGAGAUAUGUGGAUCAAAAGUUUGUCCUGAUGCUCCUGGAGCUAUUUGAUAGUGAGGACCCCCGGGAGCGUGAGUACCUCAAGACCAUCCUGCACCGGGUCUAUGGCAAGUUCCUGGGGCUCCGGGCCUACAUCCGCAAACAGUGCAGCCACAUCUUCCUCCGGUUCAUCUAUGAACUCGAGCACUUCAAUGGUGUGGCUGAGCUGCUGGAGAUCUUAGGAAGCAUCAUCAAUGGCUUUGCGCUGCCCCUGAAGACCGAGCACAAGCAGUUCCUGGUCCGGGUCCUGAUUCCCCUGCACUCUGUCAAGUCACUGUCUGUCUUUCAUGCCCAGCUGGCAUACUGUGUGGUGCAGUUCCUGGAGAAAGAUGCCACCUUGACAGAGCACGUGAUCCGGGGGCUGCUCAAAUACUGGCCAAAAACCUGUACCCAGAAGGAGGUGAUGUUUCUGGGGGAGAUGGAAGAGAUUCUUGAUGUCAUCGAGCCUUCCCAGUUUGUGAAGAUCCAGGAACCCCUCUUCAAGCAGGUGGCCCGCUGUGUGUCUAGCCCCCAUUUCCAGGUUGCAGAGCGGGCUCUGUAUUUCUGGAACAACGAGUAUAUCCUGAGCCUCAUUGAGGACAACUGCCACACUGUGCUGCCUGCUGUGUUUGGGACCCUCUACCAAGUCUCUAAGGAACACUGGAAUCAAACCAUCGUAUCUCUGAUCUACAAUGUGCUCAAGACAUUCAUGGAGAUGAAUGGAAAGCUGUUUGAUGAGCUCACAGCCUCCUACAAGCUAGAGAAGCAGCAGGAGCAGCAGAAGGCCCGGGAGCGUCAGGAGCUAUGGCAAGGCCUGGAGGAGCUACGGCUACGCCGGUUACAGGGGACCCAAGGGGCCAAAGAGGCCCCCCUCCAGCGGCUUACACCCCAGGUGGCCACCAGUGGGGGUCAGAGCUAG